AGGUGUAGUACCAGGUGGAGCUACAGGGAUCGGAGGAGUUGAAGCGAGGAGACGGGAGGGGUCGGUGGACCACAGGUCCCGGCAGGCGCUGUGAGGCGCCGGGCGGCCGGGUUUUGGUUCAAUCGGGUUCCGGGCAGCUUCUCCUCUCCGCCCCAGCGCCCGCGGGCUGCCAGGGCGCGAUCGCCAUCAACAUGGCGGCAGCGAAUAACCCUCGGAAAUUCAGCGAAAAGAUCGCGCUGCACAACCAGAAGCAGGCUGAGGAGACGGCCGCCUUCGAGGAAGUGAUGAUGGAGCUCAACAACUCGCGGUUACAAGCUCAGAAAGUGCACCAGCUUCGCCUGUCACAGACACGAGGGCAGUAUUAUGGAGGCUCGCUACCGAACGUCAACGCCAUCUCGAGCAACACUUCUGAGUUCCAGAGUCCCUUCAACUCGGGGCUGGACUCGAGCCGGGGAACGCGGCAUCACGGUCUGGUGGAGCGGGUGCAGGUCGCCAGGCUGAUGUCGCCGCACAGGCGACAGGUUGACAGCUCCCCGUACAGCUCGGCGUACCUGUCGCCUCCCCCGGACACCAGCUGGAGAAGGAAUGCCUUACCCUGGUGCAACUUCCCAGCUGAGAAAGGGCAUCGGUUUGGACUGACGUCGGCCCUCAACAGAACCAAUUCGGACUCUGCGCUCCAUACAAGUGUGAACAAUCCCAGUGUCACAUCUCCCUUCACCAGCACCGGACAGCCGUCACUGGGUCACACCAGGAAAAGUGGUCUGGCAGAUGGAGACCUGGAUAACCUCAGUAAAGGCUUCUCCUAUUCCGCCUCACCCCAGGAUAACCUUCAGGAUGAGGAUCAGACACUGCCAAAGGGGCUGUGGGAUACCCAGAAGAUACAGAGUGUGGCAUCCCGACCCAAGUCCUGUGAAGUUCCUGGCAUCAACAAAGGCCGCCUGCUAUUCUCUGAACCUGGGACGCUCGUGACACAGGAGGGCCUGGAGGAGUCAAUGGCAUGGUCUCCACCUGCCCAGCUGAAGGAGGACAUGUGGAGGCGAGGCAACAAGAUGAGCCUCUUCCCAUCGCCGGAUGCGGCUGCCGGCAUGUCGCACGUCGCCGGGGCGCUGAACACGGGUGGCUCCCUGCCGGACCUCACCAACCUGCACAUCCCAUCGCCACUGCCCACUCCGUUGGACCCCGAGGAGUCCGCCCACGCUGGCAUCAGUGGCGGCAGCAGUACCGGCAACCUGGCCAGUAGUGUCGGCCAGCGGGGGCUCAGCACUUCACUCAGGGUGGCUUCCGGCUUCGAUGGCGCAGGUCUCUGCUCUUCGCUGCAGGGCUCCCUCAGUAGCAUGUCGCUGCAGUCGUCACUCAGCAACCCCUCCCUCCACUCCUCCCUCAGCGGUUCCUCCCUCCACACCUCCCUCAGCAACCCCUCGCUGGCCCCCGCCCCCAGGCAGUCGCCGCUGGGAGCCUCGCCCCUCCACUCAUCCCUCAGCACCUCGCCCCGGAGGCGGGCUCCCCUCAAUCCUCUUGUCCUGUCCGGACCGGACUCCCGGAGGAGCCACGGCAAGCAGUUCUCGCCCACCAUGUCUCCCACCCUCUCGUCUAUUGCUCAGGGCAUUCCCUUGGACACCAGCAGCCUCCCUGUAGACCAGCAGCUGCCCCCCUACCCUUUCUGCCAGCAGCAGGCAUACCAGCAAGCGAGCUUCCAGCCAUCCCAGUCCUCCCAGCAGACGCAUUUUCAACUUUCCCAGUCCCAGCAGACAGGGUUCCAAUCUUCCCAAUCCCAGCAGACAGUAUUCCAACCUUCCCAGUCCCAGCAAACAGGGUUCCAACCUUCCCAAACCCAGCAGACAGGGUUCCAACCUUCCCAAACCCAGCAGACAGGAUUCCAACCUUCCCAGUCCCAGCAAACAGGGUUCCAACCUUCCCAAACCCAGCAGACAGGGUUCCAGCCUUCCCAAUCCCAGAAGACGGGGUUCCAACCCCAAUCCCAGCAAACAGGAUUCCAACCUUCCCAAUCGCAGCAUUCAGGGUUCCAAUCUUCCCAAUCGCAGCAGACAGGGUUCCAAUCUUCUCAAUCCCAGCAGACAGGGUUCCAACCUUCUCAAUCCCAGCAGACAGGGUUCCAACCUUCCCAGUCCCAGCAGACAGGGUUCCAACCUUCCCAGUCCCAGCAGACAGGGUUCCAACCUUCCCAGUCCCAGCAGACAGGGUUCCAAACUUCCCAGUCCCAACAGACAGGGUUCCAAACUUCCCAGUCCCAGCAGACUGGGUUUCAACCUUCCCAGUCCCAGCAGACAGGGUUCCUACCUUCCCAGUCUCAGCAGAUGGGAUUCCCCCCUUCCACAUCCCAGCAGACUGGGUUCCAACCUUCCAUGUCCCAGCAGACAAGCUACCAGAAGUCCCAGUCCUCCCAGCAGACAAGUUACCAGCAGACAGGCUCCCAGCAGGUGGGUUUUCAGCAAUCCCAGCCCUCCCAGCAGACAGGAUACCAGCAGACCCAGCAGAAGACCUUUCAGCAGCCUUACCAGCAGCAGAAGCUGCCGCCAUUCCAGCAGCCUCGGACCACCGACCAGCGCCAUCAACAGCUACCGUCGCUUUCCUGCUCACAGCCAACAGUUGCACCCCUCGGUUAUCAGACAGACACGACGCCAGCCGGCCAGGAGAGCAUGGUACCAUGUGGGGAGGUGGGGAACUGCACCUUCGCCCAGACCAGCGCCGAAGGGCUGAUGGACAACAGACAGGGACUCCUCAACAAACUUAACCUGUACCCGUCCCACUGCACCAGUCCCAUCCCCGAUAUCAUCUUCACAGGUGACUCACCCCCCAGCUUCUCAAAGGAGAUUACCAGUGCCCUGGCGGGGGUACCAGGCUUCGAACUUGCCUCCCAUUACCCGCUAGACGACGAGUUGAAAGUGGGGCCCCUGUCUCUCGAUGGAUUGAACAUGCUCGGUGAGCCUGACCUGACCCUGCUGCCUGACCCCACCAUCGAGGACACCUUCCGGACUGACCACCUGUAAAGGGGAGUGUGGUGGGGGUGGGGGGCUUGUCCGCCUGCCACCCCUGGCCCCGGGACCGUGAGCGACAGCCCGGCUGAGCGCAGAGCCACAGUCGGCGAGGACGAUGCCCGCCCCAGCAGUUCUGCGUCUGCCGGUCGCUUGGUGCCCUUCAAAGAGGACCAACGACGCCCUUCUCUCCUCGCCGGAGGCGUGGACACUGUAAAUACUGUGUAUUAUUAAUCCCUCGUAUCCCAGUGACUGUCCAGCCACAGGGGGAGGAGGGAGGCGUGUACCCUCAGAGUGAGGGAGAGGUGCAUUGUAUCAUGAGGCAGUGUGUCCUGUGUCUGAUGGGGAAGGUAGCACUUAUUACCGAGGCUGCGGGAUGGGGGAGAAGUGAGGCACUGGGGGUCACUGUCCGGCAGGAGAACCUGGGAUAAUUGCUGGUGGUGGGUCAGGAGAAGCGGGAAUGAGGAAAGGGGGGAAGAGGAGGAAGGCCAGGAGGAGGAGAGAGGGACAGAAGGGAAGGAGAGGGAAAACAGGAGGAGGAGAGGAGGGAGGAAGAGGGGUAGGGAGUGGAGGAUGGAGGGUGAGAGAGAUGGAGAAGAGAUGCACUUCGUUACAGUGCCAAGGGCAACAAAUAAGCCAGAAGCUCAGGUCUCCACGCAUGAAGGCAGUGACAGGUCUGUCACUGUAUAACACCGAGGUACAGUACCAGUGGGGACGGGUAUGUCACUGUAUAACACUGGGGUACAGUACCGGUGGGGAUUGGUCUGUCACUGUAUAACACCGGGGUACGGUACCGGUGGGGACGGGUCUGUCAUUGUAUAACACCGGGGUACGGUACCAGUGGGGACGGGUCUGUCACUGUAUAACACCGGGGUGCAGUACCGGUGGGGACGGGUCUGUCACUGUACAACAGCAGGAUACAGUACCAGUGAGGAUGGGUUUGUUACUGUAUAACACUGGGGUACAGUACCGGUGAGGAUGGGUUUGUCACUGUAUAACCCCAGGGUACAGUACCGGUGAGGAUGGGUUUGUCACUGUAUAACACCGGGGUACAGUACCGGUGAGGAUGGGUUUGUCACUGUAUAACCCCAGGGUACAGUACCGGUGAGGAUGGGUUUGUCACUGUAUAACACUGGGGUACAGUACCGGUGAGGAUGGGUUUGUCGCUGUAUAACACUGGGGUACAGUACCAGUGGGGAAUUAUGAUUUGAGGAUUUCCUUCUGAUCACUGAUCUGGAUCUCUUGAAGAUAUUGUGGUUGGUUCAACCCCAUCCUUUCUCACCAUCGGACACUGGGAUCAGCACUAUCUCUGAUUCCUCACACAUUCCUCAGCACAGUGACAUCCUCCUCCUGGUGUGUGUCUGCUCUGACCCUCUCCAUUUUGUCAACCCAUAUUCAUUCAUUCAUUCUCUCCUGCUCCCGGACCCCUCUCUCCCUGUUCUCUGUCUCCUUCCGCCCAAUCUCUCUGUCACUGUCUUUCUCUUCCUCCAUCCCCUUCUCCUAUCUCCACCCCUCUGUUCCCUCUGCCUUUCCACUCUCAUUCAUUGUAGUCUGUGUGGAGAACAAAGAUGCCUAUCUGCUGCUCUCGAGGCAGCGUGCAGACGGCGGGUGUGCGUGUAUAUAUUGUAGAUAGUGUAUUAUAUGAAAGUUGUUUAAAGUAUUCUCUGAGCUAUGCAAUACUAGUCUGCUGCAAAAGAUGUUCGAUGGUUCAUGGGCUUGGAUUCCACAGUCUCCACCUUGAAUCCUGCAACCCCUCUCCGAGCAGAGUCCACGUGAGGGCCGGGGCAGCAGCACAACAUGUACUCUCUACACACAACCCUGUCAGCAAAGCCUCCCCUUGGAACCUUUGCUGAUUCCCUCUCUCUCUCUCUAACCCCAGCGUCACUGAGCCGUGAUGGGAAGCAGGAACCCUGGCUGGUUCCCCCCCCCCCCGCCGACCCCAAGGUUACUGGGGCAGUGAUGGGGAGCAGGAACCCAAAGCAGAUUCCACCCCCCACCAACCCCACAGUCACUGGGCAGUGAAGGGGAGCAGGAGCCCUGGCUUAUUCCCCCUCACUCACCCCCUCUCGCUCCUCCUUCUCCCUUUAUCUCUAUGUCUCUUUGCCCCCCCUCCCCAAAUCUCCAUCUCCUCCUCUCCUCCUGAAUAUUUCCUCUGUCUCUUCUCCCCCAGAAUCUCUGGAGCUCCCUUCCUCCAUCCCACAGUGUGUGCAGAGACUGGAGCGUGUGCUGUCCUCCCUCCGAGUCCAGAGAGGUAGGUGCACAGCUAACCUGCUGCACCUUGUUCCCUCUGUUUUCCCAUAACUGCCCAAGAAAUGGUCCAUCGGAUCCCUAAGCCUUCCUACUGCCUUCUGCUCCCCACCCCACAGAAUCCUGCCAGGCUCAAGGGUUCUUGGCAUUCCUACCCUGAACUGUGCCAUCUUCUCUCUCUGCCCCUCGGUAGCUACCCCACUCCCCCGCCACGCCCUCGUUCUUCUGCUCAGUGUCUGUCUCACGGCUGGGAUUUACCCUGCUGUACGAACGGGGAGAUCAAUCCCUUCCAGCCCUCUGCCCCUGCGUAAAGCCCUGGCUAGUGGCUGGGGCCGCUGCCCUGCCCAUGGGUAACCCGACUCGGAGCUCCCUGCCGUCCGCCUGACACGCUGCCACCCUUCCCUGCCUGUGGCCUUCACCUCUGUGCUAAUACAGGGGUUUGUCGUAACGCGAGUCCGUCGUAUGGAGCUGAUGAGUCAUUCUCUCUUUUUUAUUGUAUAACUUUUGUAAAAGAUUAUUUUUUUGUUAACACUUAACUGUUUUGGACAAAAAAAGGCAAGAUUACAAAGAAAUUUACAUUUUAACCUGCACUCUUGUUUCUCGCAAGCGCUGGAGUUUAUGCUGCUGAUUCGAAGGGUUGUAGUUUCUCUCACACGGUUGGGAAACAGGCCAUUUGGCCCAACUGAUCACUGCCGGCCAAAAUUACCCCAAGAGCUCAUCCCACUUGGCCCAUAACUCCCCUAGCCUUUCCUGUCUAAGUGCCUUUUUAGGGUGACAAAUCAGUACAGCACAGAAACCCCAUCUAGUCCAUGCUGAACGUUUACUCUGCUUAUUCCCAUUGACCUGCACCUGGGCUGUACCCCUCCCAUCCAUGUACCUAUCCAAACUUCUUUAAAUGUUAAGAUCAAACCUGCAUCCAAGAUGCAGCAAGAAUAUUUUAAGAAUAUCAUUCCCAGUUCUUAAGUAAUUCAGGCGCACUGUAUUCGUGUUAAAUGUAUUUUAUUAGUCAUAAAGUAAAAGAGGCAAAAUAAUACAUACCGUCACAC
Mobula hypostoma (lesser devil ray) is the source of this 6286-nucleotide messenger RNA. RefSeq names its product CREB-regulated transcription coactivator 2-like. Bases 192 to 3008 code for a protein of 938 amino acids. Gene Ontology annotation, molecular function: cAMP response element binding protein binding. Gene Ontology annotation, biological process: positive regulation of transcription by RNA polymerase II; protein homotetramerization. The transcript has 15 exons. NCBI's taxonomy places the organism in Eukaryota, Metazoa, Chordata, Chondrichthyes, Myliobatiformes, Myliobatidae. The record is from RefSeq and is a predicted model, not a curated record. Gene Ontology annotation, cellular component: cytoplasm; nucleus.